This is a messenger RNA of Meriones unguiculatus (Mongolian gerbil), 6197 nucleotides long. It is a transcript of the gene Fam110a, whose product is annotated as family with sequence similarity 110 member A. The transcript has 2 exons. The coding region runs from base 4327 to 5622 and encodes 431 amino acids. The record is from RefSeq and is a predicted model, not a curated record. NCBI's taxonomy places the organism in Eukaryota, Metazoa, Chordata, Mammalia, Rodentia, Muridae.
UCUGGCAAGCACAGGCAUCACUGUUCCGAUACCACCCCCCCACUUCCCCAUCCAGCUACGGACAAAAUGACAGGUGCUGUGAUGCUGCAGUGGCUUGUAGCAAGCAGGACAGGCACAGGGUGGCCAUCAGCAGGGGCUGGUGGGAAAUCAUCAGGAGCACCUUAGGUGACGUGGUACCAAGAGGAGCACAGAUUACUGCGCAGAGAGGCUGGGUGGGAAAUGACACACACAGCACAGUGCGCUUUGCCAGCCCAAGCCUUGACUGUGGGUCAGCCCAAAGCCACAGACAUAGUGAUUACAUCGACAGAAAGUUAUGAGGUCACUGCCCUGCCUGUGAUUUGUCAGUGGCUGUGCGACUUUGGGAAAGUUUCCGAAUUCUGAGCUGAGGUGCAAACAGUGCCUUGGAGCCCGGGCUGAUGGAGGCAGAAGGUACUGGAGGACCGGAAGUGGGCGUGGCCACAGGUCUAAGUCAAGCUUCACCUUCCCAUCCUGAGUGUCAGGCCCUUCCCUAAGGCUUUGCUUGUUAGAUUCUCUUUCCUGUCUCUCUCUCUGCCACUGCAAACCUGCCUUUGUUUCCAUUUUGUCGGGGUACAAACUGAGUCCCCAAAGUUUGAAUUAGUGGAGGAGCAUGUCAGAGCCUCGUUCACGAAGGAGCUCACUGCCCUGGGCCUCCACACCCACGCCCCUCCCAUGGUGGCCCACUCACAACUCCCUCCCUGAGGUUUGUGCAAAGCUACUCUGAGCAAAGCUGACUCCUGGGCAGGCCAGGGCACGAUCCUGGUGAAAACUCCAGAAAUAGCUUGGAACCUGGCCUGCCCUGGAGAAUGGCCAGUAGGGUGUCUGACCUGGACAGCUGGGCUGGCGCUGCCCCACUGCCUGGAGCCUUCUUGAUCCUCCUCUGCAGCAGCCAAAGGCCUCCCUAUCUACCAAGCCUGAGCCAGGUUUCCUUUGAAAGGACGGAGAAGCAGGUGGGGUGGUGCAGAGUGUCAUAAAAUGAUCAACCCGAGAAAUCCCACCUUCUCCUGAGGAAAGGAUAGAAGGGAAAGGGGACACACAGCUGUUCCGGCUUAGGGCACUCGCCCUUGCUGAGUUCCUUUCCAGUAAGAGCCGGGAUUUCCCUUACCUUUAUGGAGUUACUGCUUUUAUUCCAUGAACACAUAUGCUACAACAGGCAUAUACAAGUCAGAGGACAUUUGAAGGAGCCAGUUCUCCCCUUCCACGGUGAGGCCAGAGGAUUGAACUCAGAUCACCAGGCUUGUAUGGCAAGCACUUUUACUCCAAGCCAUCUCUCUGACUCCAACUUCAUCACUUGGAAGUGUACAGAAACUCCACACUCAACAAAGUCAUUUCGCACCCUCAAGCUCACCCUUUCCUGGCAGCUUCCACUCCUCCCGUUCCUAGAGUUUUGACUCGAUGUUCGUAGAAGCAGUGUCUGCUUCACUGUAUUCGGCUCACUGUACUCAGCCUGACUCUUCCAUUUCCCUCCUGAUGCAGCUGUCGGUCAGCUUUCCCUCUUAAAGGCCGGAUAACUUACUGGUCAUGUGUCUUAUGUUUCUUUACCCAUUCAUUCGAUGAUGGGUUGCACCCACAUUUUGGCUGGGGUGACUAAUGCUGCUGGGGUUUCAUCGUGAGGGUUUCUGAUGGCAUGCACGCUCUUGGUCCUUUGAGAGGAGUCUUUAGAAGUGUGGUUCUUUUGGUGUUGGUUCUGGUCACUCACUGCAAGGAACUGCCGUGUUGUGCUUUUCACUCUCAUCCCUGCUGCAGGGGGUUCUAAAGCUGCACCUCUCACUGACACUUGAUGCCUUAAUAGUGUGUGCUUUGGAUAGGAUCUAUGUUAAUGGGUGUGACACUGUGUUGCUGUGAUUUUUAUUUGUAUUUCCUUAAAUUCAUUGGCUCUUUAGAAAGUGUGUGUGCGUGUGUGUGUGUGUGUGUCCCAGGCUGGCUUCAAACUCAUGAUCCUCCUGCCUCAGCCUCCUGAGUGCUGAGAUUAAGGUAUGCGCCCGCGUGCCUGGCUUGUUUUCUUUGUGGGAAUGUUGCUUCAAGUGACUGAACUUUCAGCUGUCCCCACACCGCUGCUCUGGUCCUUGCAGCAUGCUGGUGGAGGCCUUCCCCAGAGCUCAGCCCUGGAGGAGCGGGUCCAUCACCAUCACAGCUCUCAUUCUGAUGGCAGCUGUCCUGCCUUGGGCCUGUUUUAUAGUGGGGGAAACUGAGGUAUGGAGAAGUUUCCUGCAGCAGCGGUUUAGGUGGGGUGGGCCAGAGCCCUGAAGAUUUUGGCUCUGCAUCUUUGGAGGAAGAACAGGGCAUGGCUGGAAGUAUCCAGGCUGGAGCAGGGUGAUAGAAGGCUGAGAGAGGGCUGCAUGUGGGAAGGGAAGAGUAAUGUGGUAGCCUAGGGGAGACUUGGCACUCAGGGAUCCUGGUCUCCCCUGCCCCCAGCUAAUUAGUAGUUACAAGGGGAAAUGGCCAGUCGGUCAGCUGAUCACCAAGAUCUUGUCAAAUGUUCCUGUGAGGUAGGUGUGCUGGGGACAUAGGGGCCCUUCUGUGCUCCUUCUUUACUGCGCCCCUCCCUUCCUCCUUGUCUCCUGUGUGUGUUUGAUGUGUAUAUCUUGAUGCUGGCCUGUGCCUCCUUCAGCCUCUGGGAUCAUCGAUGUUUUCUCUCGUUUGUUCCUGGGAGGGGGCAAAUGUGGCAGAGUGCUGGGGCUCAGCAGUGGGCAGCUAGGAAAUGAAUGACAGAUAAGUGAACACUCGGGAUGGCAAGAUCAGCAGAGGUGCUUGGAGGAGAGCAAAGGGGGCAAGAAGGUCUGUGGGGGCCUCACAGGGUAGACAGGGAGGGCUCUCAGAGGAGAUGACCUUUGAAAUAAGGGUUGAAGACAGUGAGGGAAGAGGCUCUAGCUGGUGCAAAGGCCCCAGGGCAGGGAAGACCUUUGUAAAGGACUAGCCAGGAGGGCUUUGCGGCCAGGCCAAGAAUGACACCGUGGAUGAGGUGGUAGAGCUGGGCAGAGACCAGGGCUGCACAGGGGCUAGGCCAGCACAGCGGUAGUGAAGACUGAUCUGCUAGGAAGACACUGCCCCUGUUACUUCAUGUUAUAGCUGAGGGAGCUGUAGCCCCAAACACAGCUGGAUAUGUUUCCAUAGGUGGCAGCGCCUUACGGAGCCUAAGCAAACUGGCUGGGGGUCUUAUGGAAUUUCCCAGGAGGCAUAUUCUGUCUCCUGUUUCUCUCUUCCCCAUGUCCAAACUUGGGUUCAAAUCCCACUUCUGUCAUUUCCUGACUGUGUGAUCUCAGACAGGCAACAGCACUCCUCUGUGCCUCCGUUUUCUCAUCUGUAGAAUGGGCACAAAGGCAGACGCUCCCUCAUAGGUGGGUAUAAGAAUGAAAUGAGUUCACAUAUAAUUUGAGCUAGGCAUGGUGGUGCACACAUUUAAUCCCAGAAGGAUGGCUAAGGCAGGAGGAUGGAGAGUUCCAGAAUGGCCUGUGCUAAACUGUAAGACCCUGAUUAAAACAAACAUUCAUCCUCCACUAAUGGCAACAACAACAAGCUUCAAACGAUGUCUGGUGGCAGACAAAUGUGCAGAGACCACUGUGCUUCGCCUUUGACAAGUGCAGUCUUCGUAGUUCCCAGUGCCAGUGCCUGAGGCCAGUUCCAAGCCUGUCCCUUUGCUGUCCUGGAAGGGUCAGGCAGUGAGCUGGCAGGCAGGCCAUAGUGGGUUACUUGUACCCCGUCCCUAUUAAUAUCCAGGACUGGGGGGGGGGGGGAACUUCAGUGCUCAGAGGGAAGGAAAGUGGCCCGGAACCACUUCCUGUCGCCUCCUCCCCAGCCCCUCCUGUACCAUAGGAGGGCUUUGCCAGGGCUGGGGUCUGAGGCCUUGAAGGCUAUCCUUCCCCUGAACCUCACAAUACCCUGGAAAGUGACAAAAGCCUUGGGCUGACAGAGGGCACAGGUGGGGCCCUCCUAGGCACCCCCCCCAGCAGGGUUGUAGUCUCCCACUGUUAAAUAUGGGUCUUAGAUUGCUGACCUCCUGCUGUUCAAGCGUUAGCCGGGCCAUCUCCUGCCACCCCCGCCGUGGCUGUCCCUCUAGCCUUCCAGCUGGCGCGGAGCUGUAGUCAGCACCCUCAAGCCUUGAGAGCUCACAGUGGGCUGUCCCCCAAGGUCCCACUCUUCUUGUUCAUGGGACUGUCGCCUGGCCACCUGCUGGCACACAGGAGGAUAGGGUAGCGUGAAGUAGUGGGAGGGAAAGUACCCAGGUUGGAUUCCCCCCGCCCCCACCCCGGUUGACUCUGGGCAAGUGACUCAGCCUGGCCUGUCUGGGGUUUCCAUUCGUCAACGUGGAUGACAAUGGAGUUGCCUCAUAGGAAGGCUACCCAGACCACAGUAGUCCUCACUAUGCCCCGUUUAAUCACGGAAAGAUUAAAUGUUCAGGAAGGGCACUUUCUCGUGCCUGGCGGUGAACAUCAAGUAGAAUCCCGCACGACUCAAACGUCAAACGUGCUGCCGGCCUUGCAGGCUCCGGCUAGGAAAAGAGGGGGCGCGGUUCCUGGCAGGAUCCCUCACCGGCGGGUUCACCUGCCAGGCCCCGGAAAUUGCGCAAACGCCGGCUACCUGAGCCAGGUGGGCGGGAGACGUGCCGGCUGCUGGCAGGAGGCGGCCUGCGGAGCCAGUCGAGCCCGGCAUCCAGCUGCCAACUUUGUCCCUGUAUCUGUCUCCUCGCCUCUGCCCUCGGGGUAUGUAACAGCCAUGCCUGUGGACACGCUGAGCCCUGGAGCCCCUGCCGCUCCCUCCCUCCCUUUUCGCCUACGAACCAAGGUCCCCAGCUACCUGCUACCAAAGCCAGCUGAUGGGAGAGCCCGGAAGCCGAGCGCUGUGGAACGCCUGGAGGCCGAUAAGGCCAAGUACGUCAAGAGCGUGCGUGUGGCCAACACCCGUCAGGAGCCUGUGCAGCCCCCGCUGGCCAGGCAGCCCCUCUUCAGCCCUGGCCCUCGCAGCUCAGUGCUCACGCCCAGCCGCCGAGCUGUGCCCUGUCCCGGACGCCGGCCCCAACUGAACCUCGACAUCCUUAGCAGCCUCAUCAACCUGUGUGAUAGUCCCGUGUCCCCAGCUGAGGCCAGCCGAACGCCUGGGCGGGCAGAAGGAUCUGCUCGUAAGGUCUCACCAGCCACUGCUCCUCGUCCACCGCCUAAUACGGUCGCGGUGCGCCGAGUGGACGUUCGUCCCCUGCCUGCCUCACCUACUCGGCCCUGUCCAUCACCUGGCACUACUGCCACUUCCAGCCCGGGCCGGCCCCCUGGUCUGCAACGCUCCAAGUCGGACCUGAGCGAGCGCUUUUCCAGGGCAGCAGCAGACCUUGAGCGCUUUUUUAACUUCUGCGGCCUGGACCCAGAGGAAGCGCGAAGAUUGGGGGUUGCUCACCUCGCAAGGACUAGCUCGGACAUUGUGUCUCUCGCCGGGCCAAGUGCCGGGCCUUGCAGCUCUGAAGGGGGCUGCUCCCACCGCAGCUCUGUUACCGUGGAGGAGCGGGCCCUGGAGCGUGUCCCCUACGGGGUGUCUGUGAUUGAACGCAAUGCCCGCGUGAUCAAGUGGCUGUAUGGGUUGCGGCAGGCACGUGACCCUCCUGCCACUGAGGGCUAGGCCUCCUGGACUCAGGCUCACCGGAAGGACAUCGUGGAGUGACAGUUGGCACCUUGUCCUUUCUUAUAUCCACUGGCUGACUUCCUGCAGACUCAGAGGCAGCUAGCUUCUUUGGGUAAACUUGGUGUAGAGACCAAGACUUAGGACCUAGACCAGCAUCCUCUGGCAAGCAAGGACUGACCUGCAGAGGGUUGCUGUUGCCCUUGGCCUCCCCCACUUCCUAACAAGGUUUGUGACACCAGUGUGCUUCUGCCUGGUUCCUCUGGUGAGGCUGGAUUUGGGCCACUUACCUCCCACUGAACUGGGUAUCAAGUGCUUUUCCGAGUCUGUCUGCCCCGGGGCUCUGUUUCCUCCUUCCUUCUCUGUCCUCCUUUGUUGACUUCCUCUUCCUCACCCAGUGGGCCCUGGGUUCCUGGAAACUCACCCUGGGGAGGAGGUUGAGAGGGCUGGUCCUGGCUAUCGUUUUUCCUGGUCUUCAGCAGUUGGCCUGGGUGGGUAGACUGGAAAAGGGACUGGCUAGAAGCCUGCUGCUCUGACUUCCCUUUGGUUAAUAAACACAAAUGUUUGUUUCUCAA